Messenger RNA from Podospora anserina S mat+, 906 nucleotides. RefSeq lists its product as uncharacterized. The coding region runs from base 1 to 906 and encodes 301 amino acids. The transcript has a single exon. Lineage: Eukaryota; Fungi; Ascomycota; Sordariomycetes; Sordariales; Podosporaceae. The record is from RefSeq and is a predicted model, not a curated record.
AUGCUAAUUCUGAUACAGCUUCAAGAGGUCUAUAACGUCCUGAUUGAUCCAGAGGAGCGCUCGUCAUACGAUGAUAAAGUCCUCCAGACCUACAUGCGGUGGCUUGAGUGCAGAAUGGAACGCAUCACGUCUUGCCUGGCCUGUGAAACCGACCUCGACACAGCGCAGAAGACAGAGCUUUCGGCUCUUGAAGAUCUUCCAACCCACCUUCAACUCGAGUUAGGCAGUGUUACCAAGUUGAUCACAAACAGCAAGAGUCCUUCUUCAGGUCGCACCCCAAGCGACAUUCGGAUAUGCAGAGACGGCGGGCUCAACAAAGCUAAGGAACGGUUCCAAAUUGCUGCCGCGGAAGCCGCUUCGUUGGAAGAGAGCAGGCUAGCUGUCUUCACAAGUCUAAACUACAGCACGACUCACUGUAACAAUUUGAGAUACGAACUCACAGGCGACUCUGAGGCUUGGGGGAAUGGGUGGGAUAAGCAUGCAGGCCAGGAUCGAAUGACCCUUAAAAAGGAGCUUGAGCAGAUGAAGACCGAAAUCGGGGUCAUGUCAUUGAAAAGGAAGGAGAGAGAUCUCGAGGCUGCAUUGUCAGAGCUAACGAGUGUUAGGGAGGAACUGCUACGUUGCCAGGUAGUCAAUGCUGUAUAUGCUGUGAGGGAAACAGUGAUGAAGCAACGGAUUAUGGAGCUGGAAAGGCAAAACUUGAAGCUGGCCAACACAGCUACCCUCCUGAAUACUGCGAGGGCUCAGCUGAUCAGCAAGGACAUGACACUCAAGACACUUGGCGCCGAGAACACGAAGCUCAAGAAGGUGGUGUCGGAUUACAACAACAGUAUGGGCAUACUUGAGACUAGCUUUCAGAAGGUCAAGGAGACUACCAACAACUUGGCGAUUGGAGCGCUGCUUUAG